AUGGAGAAAGGAGUCCUGGUCCCAGGAAUGAAGACAGACUCCAGAAACUGGAAAAGGCGAGGAAAGAGAUUUUCCCAAAGAACUGCUCUUAGGAACCAACCCUACCAAAAUCUUGACUUUACACUAGUGAGACUGAUUUUGGACUCCAGAACUAUUGCCAUAGCCUUUGGAAUAGCUAUUAAAGCUUUCUAUAGACUUAGUUUCACUCCUGAUGGAUCUUUGCUUCUCACACCAGCUGGAUGUGUGGAAUCCGGUGAAAACGUAACAAAUACAACUUAUGUUUUCUCCAGGAAAAAUCUUAAAAGGCCUAUCGCCCAUCUUCCGUGUCCUGGGAAGGCGAUGCUCGCUGUUCGCUGCUGCCCCGUCUACUUUGAGCUGAGGCCAGUGGUGGAAGCAGAGCCAGGUGUGGAGCUGGUGAGCCUGCCCUACCGCUUGGUGUUUGCUGUGGCUUCUGAAGACUCUGUGCUUUUGUACGACACCCAGCAGCUGUUCCCGUUUGGUUACGUGUCUAACAUACAUUACCACACCCUGAGUGAUAUUUCCUGGUCCAGCGACGGGGCCUUCCUGGCCAUCUGUUCCACGGAUGGUUACUGUUCCUUCGUGACGUUUGAAAAGGAUGAGCUUGGAAUUCGCUUGAAAGAGAAGCCAGUUCUGUGCGUGAGAACUCCAGAUACAGCGAAGAAAACCAAGAGUCAGACAGGGUCUUCGCCAGGACCCAGGCUGGGAGAGGGAGCCCCCAGCAGCAGAGUCCGGGACCCCAGCAGCCCCUCUGCAACGCCCCCUCAGGCGAAACAGUCUCCGGCCCCCACGGCGGCCAAGGACAUCCCUGUGACCACUUCCGGUGCCAGAGGCUUCCUGGCAGGGCCCUCAGAGGAGAAGACCCUGCAGCUUGGCAGUCAGAAUGCGAAAGCCCACCCAUCCCGGAGGGUCACUCUGAACACACUGCAGGCCUGGAGCAAGUCAACACUCCGGAGAAUAAACUUGAUACCCUUAAAGACAGAUACUCCACUGAAUUCUAUACCAACCAGCGUAAUUUCCAGCCCUUCCACAGAAGAAAUUCAAUCAGAGAUGCCUGGAGACCCUCAGGUCAGUCCCCCGGAGCUUAAGCGGCCCAGACUCAGUGAGCACAAAGAAGGUCCCCAAGGUCUGGACCCCUGAUGAGACCUGUCAUGUGCCUGAAGGCUGCUAGGUGUGGGGACCCCCGUGUGCCCAGAGAGGGGUGACACCAAACACA
Molecule: messenger RNA, 1234 nt
Organism: Mesoplodon densirostris (Blainville's beaked whale)
Lineage: Eukaryota; Metazoa; Chordata; Mammalia; Artiodactyla; Ziphiidae
Product: chromatin assembly factor 1 subunit B-like
Exons: 3
Coding region: 1-1158 (385 amino acids)
Biological process (GO): DNA replication-dependent chromatin assembly; nucleosome assembly
Cellular component (GO): nucleus; CAF-1 complex
Molecular function (GO): protein binding
Source: RefSeq, a predicted model, not a curated record